GUACGGAAGCCCCUCGUGCAGGUUGCCGUGGUCCGCCCCGAGCUAAAGCAGCCGCCCCGCGCUACUGGGAGGACGGCGGUAGCUAGUUAGCGUAAACAACCGGUCUUUGCAUAGAAAAGGUAGCGUUUGACAUUUUUUCCGGAUGGCUACAUUUCCCCGAGUGACUUGCUAACUUGCUGCGGAAAACACAUCUGGGAGAAACCUUAAAGCUGUCUCUCCGAGGGUCUCGUACUCCUAAACCUCGCCAAGAUGUCAGCGUUCUCUGAGGCGGCUUUAGAAAAGAAACUAUCCGAGCUUAGCAACUCUCAGCAAAGUGUGCAGACGUUGUCGCUGUGGCUCAUUCAUCAUAGAAAACACUCGAAGACCAUCGUUAAUGUUUGGUUCAACGAACUGAAAAAAGCUCAGGUAUCACGCAAGCUGACCUUCCUUUAUUUGGCCAAUGACGUCAUUCAGAACAGCAAGAAGAAAGGACCAGAGUUCACCCAGGACUUUGCGCCGGUCAUCGUUGAUGCAUUCAAACAUGUAUACAGAGAUGGGGAGGAGGGCUGUAAGAAACAGUUGGGUCGGGUUUUGUCCAUCUGGCAGGAGAGAGCUGUGUACGAAAACAACCUGCUGGAUCAGCUCUCGCAGGUCCUAGAUGGAGAAAAGAAGAGUAAGAAGAGGACAUAUGAGGAGAUCCAACCAGAUGAUGAGGACUUUGCCACCCAGAGUUCGCCAGCUGAGCCUCCACAGACAGCAGAGUUAAUCCGAGCUCUUCAGGAGCUGGAAAAUGCAGCCUCUGGCGACUCAGUGCUGCGUCAGCGAAUCUCCUCCCUUCCUGCUGAGGUGCAGGACACGUCACUGCUUCACAGGAUCACAGAUAAGGAGUCAGGGGAGCGGCUCUCCCGGCUGGUGGAAGAGGCCUGCAUGCUGCUAGCAGACUACAGUGGCCGCUUGGCGGCAGAGAUUGACGAUAGGAGGCAGCUCACACGCACACUAACGGUCUUCCUGCAAAGUCAGAAGGACGGCCUGACCCAGAACGAGCAGAAACUUGAAGAAUACAAACGCAAACUGGCGAGGGUGACCCAGGUGCGGAAGGAGCUGCGUUCACGCCUGAACAAUCUACCCGGAGGACUCUACAAGUCUUCAAACUGACUCAACCUGCUCGGACACCUUACCCUCCUGCCUCCUGAAACAUCUCAACCCAUCUCUUAGAUAUUUGAUCAGUGACAUUUACCAUAUCUGAUUUUGGAAAGUGUCUGUGUGCCCCUGUGUGGUGACCUGUGGUUCUCAUUCUGUUCUCUACAGAUUAUUUAUCCACACGGCGUGUAUUAACAGAAAUGUCUUCUUUUCCUUGUCUGUGUGCUCAUCCCAAUGUGCUGAAUGUUGUCAGUACAUUGUAAAUUAAGGUUUACAAUAACCAUACACAGGCCUUCUCAUGCUCUGGCCCCUGCACAUCAGCUUUAAAGUGAUAUGGGUGAUACUGGUGUGAUAUUUUUGUAUUUAUAGCUACUUAAGAUUAUGCACCAGAGUGUAUGCCCUUAGCGUGAUCAUUCAUAAUAAUUUUCUGUAUUUUAGAUUGCCGUCAUGACUUUAUUUUACCAUUCCUGUAAAUGUUAUAGAUCAUUGCAGCAUUUGUUGUUUUUUUAUGCAGUAUGAUAUGGCCUUCUCAUGAGAACUUCAUUAGGAAACCACUCUAAAACUGAGUAGUAAGCCAUGUCCCUGAAAGCGAAUCAAAAUAUGUAAUUAUUGUUUACGUAAAGCCUCUUUGUGAGAGGUUAUUUGUGUGCGUGUGUGUACAUAGUCAAAUUUGCAUGUAAAUAUAAUGGGCGUUCUACCUGUAAGUGCUUAUGAUUUAUACCCAUGUCAACAUGGCUUGCAAGAUUUUCAUUCGGACAAAUGACUGAGGCACUUCUUGUCAGUGAUGCUGAACCCACUGUACUGAAAUAUUGAGCAAAAGGAGUGCGCUGUCUUGUUUACUGUAUCAUACUGCUUCAUAGAUUGAUCCUUAAGUCCACACCAUGCUGUGCAGAUGCCUCACACUGCUUUGACAGGCGCCCCAGUUUCCAAAGCCAGACUUAAGCUGUUUGUUUUUUGUACAUACUAAGCAAACUCUUCUUAGAACCAAAUAAACAGAAAACUUGCAAACCACUGCA
Molecule: messenger RNA, 2135 nt
Organism: Acanthopagrus latus (yellowfin seabream)
Lineage: Eukaryota; Metazoa; Chordata; Actinopteri; Spariformes; Sparidae
Product: regulation of nuclear pre-mRNA domain-containing protein 1A-like
Exons: 7
Coding region: 250-1134 (294 amino acids)
Biological process (GO): mRNA 3'-end processing
Cellular component (GO): RNA polymerase II, holoenzyme
Molecular function (GO): RNA polymerase II complex binding
Source: RefSeq, a predicted model, not a curated record